CUUCCUCUUCCGCGUCUCUUUCCGCAGACUCCCAUCCGACUCCCGCCCGUUUUUCUACCUAGUGAUUCUUGCUGGUUGCCUGAAAGAAUACCCAGGAUAGUUUUAUUUGCUCACUUCAAGCUCCCAGCAUGCCAUUGACCCGCUCCUCCGAUCCCCUCGUGUGGAUCGACUGCGAGAUGACCGGCCUCGACCCGGACACCGAUCAAAUCCUGCAGAUCUGCUGCUUCAUCACUGAUGCCGACCUCAAUCUCCUCGACCCCCAGGGAUUCGAGACCGUCAUCCACCACCCGACCUCGACCCUGGAGAGCAUGAACGAAUGGUGCAUCGAGACCCACGGUCGCACAGGGCUGACCGCGGCGGUGCAGGCCUCGCCCACCACCCCGGACGAGGCCGCAACCGCCCUCCUAGCGUAUAUCCAGAGAUAUGUGCCACAGCCUCGGCGGGGGUUGCUGGCGGGGAACAGUGUGCACGCCGACAAGGCGUUUCUGGCCAAGGGCCCAUACCAGGCGGUGCUGGAGUGGCUACACUAUCGGAUUGUGGAUGUGAGUGCGCUCAAGGAAAUGGUCCGUCGGUGGGGGUCGGAGGAGCUGCUGGGAGCUGUGCCAGACAAGAGGGAGGUUCAUCUGGCGCGGGACGAUAUCCUGGAGAGCAUCGAGGAGAUGCGAUUCUACCGGGGGCGACUGUUCGGAUAGCUGAGGUGUCGCAAUGUCUGAGCGUGCAGGCCGACCGCAGAGUUCGCAAUCUACGGGAGGGGUAGACCACUACUACAUAGAUACACUAUAGCUGGAUGGAUGCCCAAUGGGCCAGGGAGUGCAGCCGAUGACAGGGUUUUUGGCAAGUGUCUGCAGCUCGACUGCCGUAGUGUCUCGGAGGAUCCUCGAAUGAAGCUCUG
Messenger RNA from Aspergillus ibericus CBS 121593, 892 nucleotides. Its product is annotated as oligoribonuclease. The coding region runs from base 129 to 692 and encodes 187 amino acids. The transcript has 2 exons. Lineage: Eukaryota; Fungi; Ascomycota; Eurotiomycetes; Eurotiales; Aspergillaceae. Gene Ontology annotation, molecular function: nucleic acid binding; 3'-5'-RNA exonuclease activity. Gene Ontology annotation, cellular component: mitochondrion. The record is from RefSeq and is a predicted model, not a curated record.